Molecule: messenger RNA, 1500 nt
Organism: Nicotiana tabacum (common tobacco)
Lineage: Eukaryota; Viridiplantae; Streptophyta; Magnoliopsida; Solanales; Solanaceae
Source: RefSeq, a predicted model, not a curated record
AUGAAAGAAGUGGUGAAAAAGGAAGUGAUUAAAUGGUUAGAUGCGGGAAUCAUAUUCCCCAUCUCUGACAGCAACUGUGUUAGCCCAGUGCAGUGUGUACCAAAAAAGGAAGGUAUGACGGUAGUGAAAAAUGAGAAGAAUGAUUUGAUCUCUACACGAACAGUCACAGGAUGGCGAAUCUGUAUGGACUACAGGAAGUUGAACUUGGCCACCAGGAAGGACCACUUUCCACUGCCAUUCAUUGAUCAGAUGCUCGAUAGAUUGGAAGGGAGGUCUCACUUUUGCUUCCUGGAUGGGGUAGCUUUUGAGGAAUUAAAGAAGAGACUGGUGACAACACCUAUCAUAGUUGCCCCCAAUUGGGAGCAACUAUUUGAACUGAUGUGUGAUGCUAGUUACUACGUUGUGAGAGCAGAGAUGCUGGCAGUGGUGUUCGCAUUUGACAAGUUCAGGUCUUACCUGAUAGGCUCAAAGGUAAUUGUUUAUACUGACCAUGCUACUCUCAGGUUGGAAGGAGCUGAAAAGAAGGUUGAGGUAGAAGAGAUUCUGGAAACUUUUCCAGAUGAACAACUACUAACAAUGAGCGUCAAGGAAGCACCAUGGUAUGCAGACAUUGCAAACUACCUGGCGAGUGGUAUUGUUCCUUAUGACCUUUCUUCUGUUCAAAAGAAAAAGUUCUUUCGCAUGUCAUGCAUCACCAUAUGGUGGGCACUUCGGGGGAGUGAGGACAGCGCGAAAGUCUUGGAGUCAGGGUUCCAUUGGCCAACAUUGUUCAAAGAUGCACAUCUAUGGAUAAAGGGUUGUGAUGAAUGCCAACGAACUGGGAACAUUUCCCGUAGACAUGAGAUGCCCAUAAACCCAGUUCAGGAAGUAAAAGUGUUUGAUAUAUGGGGGAUCAACUUCAUGGGGCCGUUCGUCAGCUCAUAUGGCAACAAGUACAUACUUAUCGCUGUGGACUACGUAUCCAAAUGGGUGGAAGCUGUAGCACUCACUGCAAAUGAUGUAAAAGGGGUAAUUGGUUUUCUGAGGAAGAAUAUUUUCACCCGAUUUGGCACCCCAAGAGCAAUAAUCAGUGACGGAGGCACUCACUUUUGCAAUCGAGCCUUUACUAAGUUGUUGGAGAAGUAUGAUGUACGCCACAAUGUAGACACCCCAUAUCAUCCACAGACAAGCGGGCAAGUGAAAGUCUCAAAUAGAGAAAUAAAGAGUGUGCUGACAAAUACUGUGAAUGCAACUAGAACAGAUUGGGCAAGGAAGUUAGACGAUGCAAUGUGGGCAUAUCGAACCGCUUUCAAAACUCCAAUUGGCAUGUCUCCAUACAAAUUGGUAUUUGGGAAGGCGUGUUAUUUACCCGUAGAGUUGGAACAUAGAGCUUGGUGGGCGUUGAGACAGUUGAAUCUUGAUAGUGAAGCAGCUGGAACAAAUAAAGUAACAGAAUUGCAUGAGCUGAUGAGUUCAGAUAUCACGCUUUUGAGAGCACAAGAUUAUACAAUGAGAGAAUAA